AGUGCGAUAUAGUUUUCAGUUACAAAAAUGACUUUAUUGUCACAAAUUUUCACUACUGAGGUGAUAGGAGGCCUAGUUUUUGGAUUUUUGUGUCUGUACUUGUGGUUCCAGUAUAAGUACACUUAUUGGUCGAGAAGAGGAGUUAGCGGGCCCAAACCAACGUUUCCUUUCGGCAACAUUAAGGAUGUGAUACAAAGGAAGUCACAGUUUUUUCAGCCUUACAUUGACAAUUACGAUAAAUAUAAACAUUUGCCGUACGUGGGCAUGUACUCAUUUCACCGGCCAGUGCUAUCCAUCAACGACCCGGAUAUAGCGAAGCUUAUUUUGAUCAAAGAUUUUGAUCACUUUCAAGCCCAUGGAAUAUUUUCUGGUGGAGAGGGUGACCCGCUGGCCGGCCACCUCUUCAAUAUGCACGGCGAACAAUGGAAAAUGUUGCGAUCGAAAAUGUCCCCAACCUUCACGUCCGGGAAGGUGAAAAUGAUGUAUCCGUUGGUGGAACACAUUGCUAAUGAAGCUCUGAAUUACGUCGACUUGUUAUAUUCAAACGGGGAAACGGUCAACUUCACCGAGCUCUACGCGAAGUACUCUAUGGAAAUAAUUGGUAGUGUUGGAUUCGGUGUGGAGUGUAACGGAUUCAAGAAUCCUAAUUCAGAAUUCUAUCUUCGAGGAUAUGAGUAUUUUGAACCACAAUCUGGCUACUGGACUUUCGUUCGUGCUCUGGCAUUUUUUAUGCCCGAUUUUUUCAAGAUAUUGAAAAUCAGACGAAUAAGCCCGAGGAUAAUAAACUUCUUCUUCAGCUUAGUCAAGGAAAGUGUGGAAUAUAGGCAAAAGCAUUCCUACAUACGUAACGACUUUUUACAAACUUUAGUAGAAUUAAAGAAUGAGCAAAAGAUGAAAGACAAAGAAGGCGCGAAAUUCUCCUUCUCUAUUGAGGAUGUAGUGGCCAACACGAUGUUGUACAUGUUCGCGGGGUAUGAGACCUCAGCUACGGCGGGACAGUUCGCGGCCUACGAGCUGGCAUGCAACCCCCAUAUACAGGCCAAGGCGAGGGAGGAAGUGCGACGAGUGCUAGCCAAGUAUGACGGAAUAUGCACUUAUGAGGCGCAGAAUGAAAUGGUUUAUUUAAACAUGGUGAUUGAUGAAACAAUGCGGUUGCAUCCGCCAAUGCGUGCUUUAUUUCGAAGAUGUACGAAAUCCUACAAAAUGCCCAAUAGCGAUUUGAUCAUAGACAAAGGGACACUUUUGUUUGUCCCUAAUCAAGCGAUACAAAUGAAUCCGGAAAUAUUUCCUGAGCCACAGAAGUUCGAACCGGACAGGUUUGCGCCGGAAAAUAAAUCUAAAAUGCACCCGUGCCAUUGGAUGCCGUUCGGAGAGGGCCCGCGCAAAUGUUUAGGUCUCCGACAAGGCUACAUUCAAUCCAAGAUGGCGCUUGUUAAAAUACUAAACAAGUACGAGCUAAUACUGGACAAGAGGACUCCGGUGCCUAUGAAGCUUAAAGCCUCUUCGCUGGCUUACGCGGCGAACGGAGGCGUUUGGCUCAAACUCAGGCAAAUCUCGCAGGACUGACAAAAUAAGUAGAGCAAUAAUAAACUAAAAUAACCCGCGUCCGGAAUUAGUAGUAGAUAUUUUUAAAUGUGAUUUUUUAUGGCAACUAAA
Molecule: messenger RNA, 1656 nt
Organism: Cydia fagiglandana
Lineage: Eukaryota; Metazoa; Arthropoda; Insecta; Lepidoptera; Tortricidae
Product: probable cytochrome P450 6a14
Exons: 5
Coding region: 28-1566 (512 amino acids)
Molecular function (GO): heme binding; monooxygenase activity; iron ion binding
Source: RefSeq, a predicted model, not a curated record